Pistacia vera is the source of this 705-nucleotide messenger RNA. Its product is annotated as mitogen-activated protein kinase kinase kinase 1-like. The coding region runs from base 330 to 704 and encodes 124 amino acids. The record is from RefSeq and is a predicted model, not a curated record. Gene Ontology annotation, molecular function: protein kinase activity; ATP binding. Lineage: Eukaryota; Viridiplantae; Streptophyta; Magnoliopsida; Sapindales; Anacardiaceae. Gene Ontology annotation, biological process: protein phosphorylation. The transcript is spliced from 4 exons.
UUCUGCUCUUGUGUUUUGUGGUUGGAUUGAGUUAAUUGAACAGGUGGUUCCAUCAUAAACUAAGCAAAAGUAAGCCUUAGUUCCAAUUACAUUGCAUUAACUUCAUAGACGCUUUUGCACUGUAAUCCUUCUGAUAAGUAAUAUCAUUGUGUUUGUUGGAACUUGAAAAUGGCAAUUUAGAUUUCUUUAUUAUAGUCCUCUAUUUGCUAGUGUAGCUUCUUUUAAGACUUGUCUUUCUUUAUUCAAGGGAUAUAAAAUGUGCCAAUAUAUUGGUGGAUGCAAGUGGAUCUGUAAAACUUGCAGAUUUCGGACUGGCAAAGGCAACUAAAAUGAAUGACGUUAAAUCCUGCAAAGGGACUCCAUUCUGGAUGGCCCCUGAGGUUGUGAACUUAAAGAACCGUGGGUAUGGACUAGCAGCUGAUAUAUGGAGCCUCGGAUCCACGGUGCUGGAGAUGUUAACCCGUCAACCUCCAUACUCCAACUUGGAAGGCAUGCAAGCGUUAUUUAGGAUAGGCAGGGGUGUACCCCCUGAAGUACCUAUCUCACUAUCCAAAGAUGCCCGAGAUUUUAUCCUAAAAUGCUUACAAGUUAACCCAAAUGAGCGCCCUACUGCUGCACAAUUAUUGGACCAUCCAUUUUUGAAGAGGCCACUGCAAACUUCCCGGGGUCCUGCUUCUCCUCAUUAUAACAGCAGGCAGUCUUGAA